Pogoniulus pusillus (Red-fronted tinkerbird) is the source of this 2378-nucleotide messenger RNA. RefSeq names its product twist-related protein 2-like. Gene Ontology annotation, molecular function: DNA-binding transcription factor activity, RNA polymerase II-specific; RNA polymerase II transcription regulatory region sequence-specific DNA binding; protein dimerization activity. Lineage: Eukaryota; Metazoa; Chordata; Aves; Piciformes; Lybiidae. Gene Ontology annotation, biological process: regulation of transcription by RNA polymerase II; developmental process. The transcript is spliced from 5 exons. The record is from RefSeq and is a predicted model, not a curated record. Bases 521 to 1348 code for a protein of 275 amino acids.
UUGGUUGCUGCUGCUGAGCAACACCCAGAGAAAUGUUUCCUCCCAUCUGGGGAGAUGCUCUUGGCCAGAGACCUCCUAGGGACAGCCUCUGCCCUUCCAGCACCUUCCAGAGGCUCUUUUGCAAUCCCGAGCAGGGGGUGGGAAGUCUGUCUCGUUGCUAGUGGUGAUGCUGACUGCUGCCUCCCCACGAAGACCUCAGCUGAUGCUCUUUGUGGCUCCCUGCAAAGGGCAGAAGGAGGCCAGGAUGGGUUUUGGCUUCCUGGAUCCUCUCCAGUUCUGCCCAGGGGGAAGCAACUGCAGAUGAAAAAUGAGAUCCUUGCCCUCAACCCAGUGCCACUGGAAGAAAGAGAGCAGGAGGCUGGGCUGGAGGCUCUUGGACCUCCUGGCUGGAAGUGAGUCAGCCCAGGAGCAGCUGAGCUGCUGCACAGAGCCAUGGGAAGAGGCUUCCUGCUGAGCCAGCCGCAGGGUCAGGAUCCUGCUGCGCCUGACAGACCUUCUGCUGCUCGUUGGUGUCCUGACCAUGCUGGCAGCCCACAGAGGAGUGCCUGGAGCUGAUGAGCUGCAGGCUGGAGAGGAGAAGGAGCAAAGUGGAGCCCUUCAAGGCUGCAUUGGUCCGCGCCUGGCCCGCCCAUGGCCCUCCUCACCCUAUCAGCAAGAGUCCUUCCCCGAAGCCCCUCCGGUGCCCAAAGGAAAAUCCACCCCAAGCUCCCUGGAGGCUUCAUCGAGGCUUGGGAAGUUUGGGGCUUGGGAUGCCGCAGGCUGUGCCCCUUCCUCAGCUGGCCUGGGCUGCUCUCUGCCUCGCCUCUCCCAUGCGCCUCGACCGCCGCAUCCCCUGAGAGCCUCCCCGCAGCCGACCUCCGGCCCUCGAGGCGCCCAGGAGAUGAAGGAGGAGCCCCCCGAGGGCAGCAGCGAGGAAGAGGAGGGCGGGCGGCUGCCUAGAAAAUGCCUCCGCAAACGUGCCCAGGGGGGCAAAAGCAGGGGGGGGUCGGGGCCCCCCUCGCCGCAGGGCAAGCGCAGCAGGCGGAGCCCUGCACCGCCGCGGCCCUUCGAGGAGCUGCACUCGCCGCGGGUGAUCGCCAACGUGCGGGAGCGGCAGCGAACGCAGUCCCUCAACGACGCCUUCGCCGAGCUGCGCAAGAUCAUCCCCACGCUGCCCUCCGACAAGCUCAGCAAGAUCCAGACCCUCAAGCUGGCUGCUCGCUACAUCGACUUCCUGUGCCAGGUGCUGCGCAGCGAUGAGCUGGGGCACAGGGGCGCCAGCUGCACCCACCUGGCACACGAGAGGCUCAGCUACGCCUUCUCCGUCUGGAGGAUGGAAGGGGCUUGGGCUAUGUCUGCGUCCCGAUGAGCCCCCCCCGGGGUGGGGCCCACACCUCCGCCUCGAUGGAAGGAAACAGCAGCUCAGCACCCAGCACCUGGGCACCCAGCACCGGGCAUCCAGCAACGGACACGCAGCGCCGGGCCCCCUGCACCGGGCACCCAGCACCGGGCAUCCAGCAACGGACACGCAGCGCCGGGCCCCCAGCACCGGGCACCCUGCACUGGGCCCCGGGCCCCGAGCCCCCAGCACCGGGCCCCCAGCAUCGGGCCCCCUGCAUCGGGCCCCCUGCACCGGGCACCCUGCGCUCCUCCAGCAGCCUCCUCUGUGAGCCACCGGAGCGCGCCGGCCCCACGCAGCAGCCUCCAUCCCAAGCCUUGGGCUGGGGCAGAGGGAGCAGGACCCGAGUGGGUUUUGCGUGGGAGAACCUCUCGGAGGCUCUCGUUUAGUUUGGGACUCUCAGGAGAGGACUCUCCUGCCCCAGGGGAGUUGCUGCCUUCCCGCACCGACACAGGAGGCUGCUUCCUGCCAGGAGCAGGCAGGACAAUUCCCAGCAGGACAACGGAAAGGGUUUGAGAUCUCCCUCACUGCUUCCUAAACCUUGUCCCCGGAGGUGUGGAAUGGCAGCGCCUGAGGCUCUGGCCCGGAGGGGGUCUCUGAAGGCAGCAUCGCGACGGUGCCACAGCUGCAGUUGCUGCCUGGCACAUGGAGGAGGUUUGGGGGCGGGGGCUGGGGGGGAGGUCCCUGAGCCCCUCUACGCCCCGUGAGGCUCAGGGCAGCCUCCACUCAUUCCCACCCCACGGACGCGCUUCGGGAGCCCCUGCCCGACUGGAACAAGCCUUUGGAAAUCAGUGGAAAUGUCACCCCCAGCCCCUUCCCACGGGGCACGGAGGCAGCCAGGGGCCAGCUCAGGAGCGGUGCAGCUCCAGAGUCGUGGAAUGGUGUGAAGGGAGCUCCGGGGAUCACCUGGUCCGGCUGGAAAGCUUCUGCUCCAAGCGGGAAUCACCCAGGGUGCGAGAAGGAUUUAGGGAGGGGGGGAGCAGAGGCGCUGGAGGGAUGC